Molecule: messenger RNA, 789 nt
Organism: Carassius auratus (goldfish)
Lineage: Eukaryota; Metazoa; Chordata; Actinopteri; Cypriniformes; Cyprinidae
Product: histone H2A-like
Exons: 1
Coding region: 101-487 (128 amino acids)
Cellular component (GO): nucleosome
Molecular function (GO): DNA binding; protein heterodimerization activity; structural constituent of chromatin
Source: RefSeq, a predicted model, not a curated record
AAACCAAUGAGCGACUCGCACUCUCUUUUAAAUACAGCAGAGCGGGGCUCAUGUAGACAUUGUUUCUACAUUUUUGCUGUGGAGAAUCAUAUUUUCGAAAAUGAGCGGAAGAGGCAAAACCGGCGGUAAGGCGAGAGCGAAGGCCAAGACUCGCUCCUCCAGAGCAGGGCUGCAGUUCCCCGUCGGUCGUGUUCACAGACUUCUCCGUAAAGGCAACUACGCCGAGCGCGUCGGUGCCGGAGCUCCCGUCUAUCUGGCGGCUGUGCUCGAGUAUCUGACCGCUGAGAUCCUGGAGUUGGCUGGAAACGCCGCGAGAGACAACAAGAAGACCCGUAUCAUUCCCCGUCACCUGCAGCUGGCGGUGCGCAAUGACGAGGAGCUCAACAAACUCCUGGGUCGAGUGACCAUCGCUCAGGGCGGCGUGCUGCCCAACAUCCAGGCCGUGCUGCUGCCCAAGAAGACCGAGAAACCCGCCAAAGCCAAGUAAACCGAGUCCGCUCUGUUUCUGAAACAAAGGCUCUUUUAAGAGCCACCCAUUUUAUCUGACGGAGAGAGCUUUUUUCUUUAACCAGUAGUGUCAUGUUCUUGCUUAAUAGGUUACAUUAUCAUAUACACAUUAAAUAUGUAUAUAGAAUAAAUAUAAGUAAACAUAAACCACAGCGAACUGUGGAGUAAUAUGUUAUUCUUUGGAGGGUGUCACAAAGCCUCUUUUAAGAGUCACCCAUUUCAAGUUUAUUUAAUCCGUAGAGUCACGUCGUUUAAUAACACACAUCAUUAAAUGUCAAAUGU